ACUGACACCAACAGGAAGUGAUGUUCGUGGUGGAGCCACUUCCUGUUCCGGCAGUCCCUGCACGCUGCAUCCACAAAUGAGCUCCUGAUAGAAAGCGAGCGGCGGAUUGGAUCGGAAGCUGAGCUGCUAGGGGUCCUGCUCAGGAGGAAAGCGUGGACACCAUGAGCGAUAUACGCCAUUCUCUUCUGCGCCGUGACGCGCUCAGUGCUGCCAAGGAGGUCCUCUACCACCUGGAUAUCUACUUCAGCAGCCAGCUUCAGAAUGCCCCAGUGCCUCUUGUAGAGAAGGGACCUAUAGAGCUGCUUGAGGAAUUCAUCUUUCAGGUUCCUAAAGAUCGGGGCUCUCACCCUAAGCGAUUCAGUGCCAUGCAAGAGCUUCAGCUGCUGGAGAUACUCUGCAACUACUUCCAGGAACAGAACAAGGAGGCUGUGCGUCAAGUAAUCUUCUCCUCACUCUUUAGCCCGCAAGGCAAUAAGGCCGAUGACCAGCGUAUGACGCUGCUGGGGAAGCUCACGUCUAUGUCUGUGGCAGUGUGCAGGGUGCCUGUGCUGGAGUGUGCUGCAUCUUGGUUGCAGCGCACCCCAGCUGUAUAUUGUGUUCGGUUGGCUAAGGCCCUGGUGGAUGAUUACUGCGGCCUAGUACCUGGCUCAGUCCAGACGCUCAAACACAUCAUAAGUGUCAGUCCUCGCUUCUGUUGCCAGUUCAUCACUGCAGUGGCUGCUCUCUAUGAUAUGUCCAGUGAGGAGCUGCUACCCCCUCAUAAUCUCCUGGAGAUGAUUGUUUCAUGGAUCUUUGAUGAUCCUAGGCUUAUACUGAUCACUUUCCUUAAUACUCCCAUUACUGCCAAUCUGCCUCUUGGCUUCUUAGACUUUUCUCCUCUCAUGGGCCUGGUACGUUGGUGUGUGACAGCUCCCCUGGCAUACACACGCAAACAGAAGGCAGCAGGGGGGCAGCUAACUGUGGAGAGCCAAGGCCUAUACUCAAAGCUGCAUCUGAGCAUGUUACAAGGUCUCAUGGUCCUUCAGACUCAAUUGACAGAAAAAAGCCUCUAUGGAAGACUGGGACUCUUUCAUUUCGACCAACUUGUGCCUCUGGUGGAGGAAUUGGGACAGUUAUGUGAUGAGCUUAACCCAUUAAAUGCAGAGCAGGAGAUGGAAUUAGCACUUGAUAGGCUUGCUCAGGCUCUGCAGGUUUCCAUGGCGACAGGGGCUUUACUUUGUGCCCGAGAUGACCUGCGGACACUGUGCGCUAGACUCCCCCAUAACAACCUUAUGCAGUUGGUGAUCUCUGGUCCUGUUCAGCCUCAGCCAGCUCACCCGUCUCUAACUCCAGGCUAUUACCCCCACAUUCAUACCCCACCCCUGGCCUAUCCCUCUCUGCCCGCUCACCCAGCUCUGCCCGCUCAUUCGCCACUUCCUACACAUGCGGCGGUGCCUGCUAUCCCAGCUAUUCCUGGGCACCCUGUGCAGACUUUCAUGCCUGGGAUGGGCUUUCCAUUUAGACCUAUGCGCUGAGUUCCCAUAACUGUAACAGAAUGAGACUUUUACCUUUGCGCUGCUGACAGAGGCGCCAUGCACAAAGACAUCAGGCUACUUCUUCAAUGGACUUUAGUGCCCGUGAAUCAUCUGAUCUUCAUUUGGUGCUUCAAGAACCACGUUCAACUGAAAAAGAGAGUGAAAGACCAAAGUCAGGCAAAUCUGUUGCUGCUUGUUGCACACCAUGCAGGCCAGGCUCAAUUAAAUUUGACCUUCGAAGACGUUGUAUGGAUAGCUGUGGUUAGACAAAAAGAGUUAGUAGUCUGCAUCACCUUUUCUCUUCCCUGUGGGUCUAAUACAGGGUAAAGUAACCUGCAGCCCCUCAGCUGUCUUAUAGUUCAGCCUAAACUGUUGCCUGGAGUUGUUUCCACUAUGGAGGGUGCUUAUUAUUGCUUGAACUGAUUGGACAUCACUCAGUGAAAUAAUGGCAAGAUAUUAAACUACUAGGUCACCCCCUCUUUUUCUGCUUGGGAUUAUAACACAAUAGGAGGUGUUAAGGAAGUUUGAGGACAAAUUAUCUCAAUGGCAGCUGAGACAAGGCCAAAAUACAAGCUCAGCCAAUAACAAUUUUCACUGGAGUUGGGGUAAAUAAAGCAAAAGAGUAAUAAAUCUACAUUGAGCUACACAAAGCCAUAGGGGGUGGGGGGUAUAAUGAUCCUUUCAAGAUUAUUUUGGAGUUUCAAAUGCAUUGCUCUGUUAUAAUAAAGGCAGCGGCACUGGAUACCUGUUACUUCUGGAAGAUAUAUACAAAUUGAUAUCUUUUUAUUUUAAAGGGUUUGUUCACCUUCCAAACAUUUUUUUCAGUUCAGUUAUUUUCAGAUUGUUCAGCAGAAAUAAAGAUACAUUUUAAAAAA
Molecule: messenger RNA, 2389 nt
Organism: Xenopus laevis (African clawed frog)
Lineage: Eukaryota; Metazoa; Chordata; Amphibia; Anura; Pipidae
Gene: ints15.L
Product: chromosome 7 open reading frame 26 L homeolog
Source: RefSeq, marked predicted